AUGCUCGAGAAGAGAGCUCUCGGUUUCUCGACAUGGUCAACUCCGCCAACGGCCAAUCUUACAGGAUCUCAAAGUCGUAGGACAUUCGAAUACAAGAAGAGAGUCGAGGAGACUCAGCGCUGGUUCGAGAUCAUCAACAUCGUAACUUCUGCCAACGAAGAAAUCAGGGUCAGAUAUUUGCCUGAUCUUUCCCUCUGCAGCAAUCGAUUCCCAGUCAUGGGCUUCGAGUUCCUGGAAUUCGGAUAA
This is a messenger RNA of Clonostachys byssicola, 246 nucleotides long. NCBI's taxonomy places the organism in Eukaryota, Fungi, Ascomycota, Sordariomycetes, Hypocreales, Bionectriaceae. The record is from the annotation of a GenBank genome assembly.